Drosophila melanogaster (fruit fly) is the source of this 983-nucleotide messenger RNA. RefSeq lists its product as uncharacterized. The coding region runs from base 38 to 571 and encodes 177 amino acids. NCBI's taxonomy places the organism in Eukaryota, Metazoa, Arthropoda, Insecta, Diptera, Drosophilidae. The record is from RefSeq and is marked reviewed. The transcript has a single exon.
UUAAGUUUGUUCAGUCACUCCGAUCAAGCAGAUCACCAUGAAGGUCUUUGUCGUUCUCGCCGUAAUCCUGGCCGUGUCCAGUGCCGCCCCGCAGUUUAAUAAUGGCAAUGCUAACGCAAAUGCCAACGCAAAUGCUGAGAGUGAGGGCGGUGGAAGACCAGGAUUCAGCGGACCUGGUUUCCAGAAGGAAGGCGGAUUCGGAGGAGGAUUCGGGGAACGAGGCCCUGGAUUCGGAGGACAGGGUGGAUUCGGAGGGCCAGGACAAGGUGGAUUCGGAGGACCAGGUGGCUUUGAAGGACAAGGUGGAUUCGGCGGACAGGGUGGAUUCGGAGGACAGGGUGGAUUCGGAGGACAGGGUGGAUUCGGAGGACCAGGAGGAUUCGGAGGACCAGGAGGACCAGGAGGAUUCGGUGGUAACUCCGAAGCUAACGCCAAUGCCAAUGCUGUCGCCAACUCUGACGGAGGAUUUGGCGGUGGUAAUGCCAAUGCAAACGCCAAUGCCAAUGCCAACACCCGAGGUGGCAGUGCUAAUGCUAACGCCAAUGCCGUCGCCAACGCAUUCCGCAAAUAAGCCAACAGAUCCGAAUUUAUUCACUGAGUAGAUUUUUAAUAUUUAUAAAAAUAAAAAUAAAAAACACAAAACUAUGAACAUUUGUAAUUCUUGAAAGGCAUGUCAUCACAGUAAUGAGGUCCAUGCAAACAAGGAAAACUAACACAGAAUCCUUUUUAAGUAUAGAUCCACUAAAUUGAAUGUGCAUAAAAAGAACAUGUGCAUUUUUGCACACAUCCAAUUACAUUUUUUUUUCCAGGGGAAUGCUUUGUCAAGAAUAUUUUGAUAAUAUUUUAUUUCGAAUUUAUGCAUUUCUAUUAUGAAAAUAUAAAUGAAAUGAUUCAGUCGCAAAAUUGUUCUAGGCUGAUAAAAUUACAAUUCAUACAUUGAAAGCGUAUUUUGUAAAAAUGUUUGUAGUCUUUUUGGAAUAAAC